Messenger RNA from Solea senegalensis (Senegalese sole), 6768 nucleotides. RefSeq names its product AP2-associated protein kinase 1-like. The transcript is spliced from 21 exons. Gene Ontology annotation, biological process: protein phosphorylation. NCBI's taxonomy places the organism in Eukaryota, Metazoa, Chordata, Actinopteri, Pleuronectiformes, Soleidae. The record is from RefSeq and is a predicted model, not a curated record. Bases 670 to 3357 code for a protein of 895 amino acids. Gene Ontology annotation, molecular function: ATP binding; protein kinase activity.
UGACGUAUGAUUAGGAGUCAAUGCGGUGUCUCCGAGAGGAGCCGUACCUACACUAUUUGUAGCUACGUUAGCUCUCUUUAAGUGAGUUGACCAGUCGUGUUGUUACAGUCUGCUGGAUGCUAAAACGCAGCGGAGGUCGUUGAACUACCGCCCGGCCGCUGAAUUACGUGGUUCUUCUGGCGCAUGAUAACAGUGGAGAUGCGCUAUAAGCUUACUCAGACCUACCUGGCUGACAGCCUAUCAACUGACAGCUGUCACCGCACCUAGCUACUCAGCUCAGCUAGCUGACCCAGCAGCUACCGGCUAACAAGUGUUUUUUUUCCUGGCUAAUUUCGCCAGACAACGUUGUGGUCGCCUCACAGUGGAAAGCGGUGACUGUCGCACACGCCGGCUUGUGUUUGGUUAUUUUUCCAACAACAUUUUCACUUCGCCUGCUGUCAAAAGCAUGAGCUAACCAAGGAGCGUCGUACAGCAGCAGUGUUUGGUCUAUUUUGAAGUCCGGCUAGUUAGCUUACAUUAGCUUGAAGCUAGCUAGCUGCGCCCAUUCAAUUAUUGAAUAACUGCUAACGCCAACACUGGAGUGAACACGGUCUGUGGAUAUAUCCACAGUGACUGUUUUUUAGGUGACACUUUUUGACUUGGCUGUCUCGUGGACAACAUCUGGAGGAAAUGAAGAAAUUUUUUGAUUCUCGUCGUGAGUUGGUGAGCUCCGGGCCUGGUUCUGGAGCCGGUGGAGGAGGCUCUGGUUCCGGCGGCGGGGGUAGCUUUAUCGGACGUGUCUUCACCAUUGGAAGAUAUCAAGUGACCAUCGAGGAAAUUAUCGCAGAAGGAGGUUUUGCCAUAGUCUUUUUGGUGCGGACUCAUCAAGGCCUACAAUGUGCACUCAAAAGAAUGUAUGUCAACAAUGAACACGAUCUGCAGAUCUGCAAACUCGAGAUACAGAUUAUGAGGGACCUGGCAGGCAACAAAAACAUAGUUGGUUUCCUGGACUCCAGCAUAACUGCAGUUGGAGCUGGCGAUGUGUGGGAAGUCCUAAUCUUGAUGGAUUUCUGUCGAGGUGGUCAGGUGGUUAACCUGAUGAAUCAGCGGUUACAGACAGGCUUCACCGAACCUGAGGUGUUACAGAUCUUUUGUGACACAUGUGAGGCAGUCGCUCGUCUCCACCAGUGCAAAACUCCCAUUAUCCAUCGAGAUCUCAAAGUAGAAAAUAUUCUUUUGCACGACCAGGGACACUACGUGCUCUGUGACUUUGGAAGUGCCACCAACCGCUUCCAAAACCCUCAGACAGAGGGAGUCCCAGUCGUGGAGGAGGAAAUCAAGAAGUACACUACACUGUCAUAUCGCGCUCCAGAGAUGGUCAACCUCUAUGGUGGAACGGUCAUCACUACAAAAGCAGACAUUUGGGCCAUGGGUUGUCUACUCUAUAAACUGUGCUACUUUACACUUCCUUUUGGGGAGAGUCAAGUGGCUAUCUGUGAUGGCAGCUUCACUAUCCCAGACAAUUCCCGUUACACCCAGGAAAUGCACUGUCUCAUUAGAUACAUGCUGGAACCUGACCCAGAUAAGAGACCAGACAUCUACCAAGCAUCCUACUUUGCUUUUAAACUGGCCCGACGAGAGUGUCCAGUCACAAAUAUACAUAAUUCGCCUAUUCCUGCUAAGCUUCCUGAGCCCAUCAGAGCCAGUGAGGCAGUGGCCAAAAAGAGUCAAACCAAAGCAAGGCUUACAGACCCCAUUCCCACCACAGAAACCUCAAUUGCACCUCGACAGCGGCCUAAAGCUGGCCAGGCUCAGCCCCAGCCCAUAUCAGGAAUUCUACCCAUCCAGCCAGCACUCACUCCACGCAAGAGACCCAAUGUGGCUGCUGCAGUUCCCGCAGGGGUUGGUAUCGGUGUCCCACCUCCAGCUGCAGCUGCUGCUGCUGUACAACCUGCUCAACAGGCCCCUGCCACACAGGUUGCACCACAGACAACCAACAUGCAGCCACAGGCUACACCACAGCAUCACCAGCUCCUUAUGAAGCAACAACAAGCCUUCUUAAGUCCAUUAAAUAACCAGCAGCAUCACCUGGUACACAGCCUCCAUCACCAACCGAUGCAACAACAAACAGGGUCUCAGGCUUCUGCCCUGCUCCAGUCCAAAGCUAAACCUGUUCCUCCAGUUCUUACUCUGCAAUACCAGCAGCAGCAUGUAGUCCAUGAAACAGCCGCUCUUCAUCUCACACCCAUCCCUGAGUCUGAAGUAACUGGUCCUGCUGAUGACCCAGAGACGGCAGGCAGAGGUAUUCACAAAGUUGGCUCUUUGACACCGCCCUCCUCGCCAAAGAUGGCCCCCAAGAGUGGCCACAGACGCAUCCUGAGUGAUGUCACACACAGUGCCGUGUUCGGGGUCCCAGUCAGCAAAUCCACUCAGCUCCUUCAGGCAGCCGCAGCUGAGGCCAGCCUCAACAAGUCCAAAUCAGCCAGCACGACUCCCUCUGGUUCCCCCUGCUCAUCCCAACAGAGUGUGUAUCAUCCAGGUGACGGUGAAGCCCCAUCUGUCGUCGCCGCACCCAUCACGCAGUCCAGCUGGAAUCCCUUUGGUGAUGAUAACUUCUCCAAGCUAACGGCAGAGGAGCUGCUCAACAAAGACUUUGCAAAGUUGGCGGAGACUGCUGCGCCAGGGGAGAAGAUCACAGGCUCCAGUGAAAAUCUAAUUCGAGGGCUCACUGCUUUUCCAGCUGAAAGAUCUGCAGACAUCAUGAGCACAGGUUCAGUGUUGCUGACUGUCCCGGAUCCUUUUAAUACCCUCUCACUGUCUGACACUACAGAGAAGCUGAUCGAGGGACUAAAAUCCCCCGAAACUUCUCUGCUGCUCCCCGACCUCUUAACCCUGGCUGGCCCCUUCAAUAACUGUGCUGAGAGCUCCACCAAUGACGUAUGUGUGGAUUCACUAAUUCCUGGUUUGGAAGCCCCUCAGGCCCAGCGACAUUCAACCCAACCUGAGCUCAUCCCUACCACUAUUCCAGACUCUCUCACUGGGGAGGACUCUCUGCUGGGUUGCGAUCUGUUAUCUCACACUUCUCAUGGAAACCAGUCUGUCUCUGCUCUCCCCUCCUCCUGCUCCUCUGCUCCUCUUGCCUCCACCUCUGGACCGUGUCUGGAGGAGCUGCCACCUGCUCAGUCAGCUUCCGACUCUGCUUUCCUCAUGUCGUGUGGGGAGAGGGGCAAUGACGACGAGUUUGAUCCUAUUCCUGUGCUCAUCUCCAAAAACUCAAAUCAAGGUGGUCACUCGCGCAGCAACAGUGGCAGUUCAGAGUCCAGCAUCCCCAACUUGGCCCGCUCCCUUCUGCUGGUGGAUCAGCUCAUCGACCUCUAGAGGGGGUGGGAGAGGUCAAAGGGGCAGUGUGCAAUCCUAACAAAGGGACAGGGAGGGUAGGGGAUAGAGAUGAGUAGGCAGAGACACUUAAUGUAGCACCUUAUGAAGUGAAACACAGAUGCCAGCAUAGAUCACUUCAGUGAAAUCCUUCUCUUUAUGUGCCUCCUUGGCCUCAACUCUCAUCUCUAGUUGCCUGAUAAGCUGGUUUCAUUUAUCUCCGCUGGCCAUAAAAAAAACAUUUCCAUUAACGCCUGAGCAUAUCAUCUGCUUCUGUCCUGGCUGCACAAUGGUUUUCCUCAUACUUUCCUCAUACUUUCAUUAAUAUUCCGCACAACCCUGGUAACAAUACGUGAUCACGGCUCAUGUACUGGGCCAAACAAGCCACCUGUAGGCAUGUUCAUUUGAGUCGGGAGAAAAAAAAACAGCUUCGGACAAUACUGGAAAAUUGGGGGAUGUUCACACGCAGUGUCUUUUGCGCACACACAUUAUUUUCAAUGGAAAUGCUUGUCUGACAUGUGGACAAACUAGAUGUACAGCCCUUGCAAUGCAUUUACUUUCGGUUGCACUGAUAAUAUCUCAACGUUUUCAAAUUCAGUGAGAGGUUUUGCUGUGUCAUUUGAGCUCCGGGUGUGAACACGCAGAGAUGAGAGAUGUUUUUCCUCCAUUGUGAACAAACUGAGUCUGGCUGGCUGCCAGACGUGAACAUGACGUCGUGUCAUGGGGGUGAUAUUAGUCGGAGAAUGAUUGUAUGAGGUGAGGAUUUCACCAAAGUUUCCUUUUUUUUAACUUGAGUGAAUGACGCGUGCCAUUCACACCACCCGACCCUGCUAACUGCAUGUAUAACUGCGCCUGUGCAUUGAUUCGUAUGCAAACUUGCCACGCAAAAAAAUUUGCACAGCAGUAUUGGGGAUAGAAUGGCGAGUUUUGUUCUCUUUUUCUCCUCACACUUGUAUCAAACAGCGAAUCUGGGGUGAGGGAAAAGUGGUGCCAGGUGAAUUUGUUAAUUUAUUCAGUGAAGCUGCAGCAUCUCAUCAGCUCCCAGAUGUCGGUUGCUUAGUGACAUGACAGAAUCGCAACUUCGUGAAACUCUGUUAAUAACACUUUCUGGCUUCUUCUGCAUGUGAACAGCACCUUGCAAGCAGAAACUCAAAUAUGUUCUUUUCAAAAAUACUCAGACUCAGUAACGGCUAGAGUUUGUAUCUAAGCCAACUUAAUGUAUGUAUUAAGCUACAUAAGCUUCACCAUCACUGUAUAUCAUCACAUCUGAAUGUUAAACAGGGUAUUAUUUCUCCAAAACCUACAGUACAUAAUGUGAAUCCUGAUUCUGGUGAGGUCAGUAUUUACAUGGCUGAAUAAUCAGGAUUCUUUCAUCAUCAGCGUUAUUUACCUUUAAGACGAUUAAUGAUAUCUUUGUAUUUUUUAAUUACAUCAUCAUCAUAUAUUUUGACCUGUUGUCAUGACUAGCACAACAGAAAUAAAAGGGAACUACAUUAUUCCAUGCUAAAGCUAAUGGAAUGGUUGACUGUAAAAUGUUUGUGUUGCUUUGAUCCCAGGAUCAGUCAAGAUGAGCAUAUUUUAAACAGCAGAUGACCGACAGUCGUUACUAAGGUUUUCUAUUAUUAUUUGCGUAGGUGCUGUCAAACUCCCUCCAUCACUGACAUCCUCUCUGUCUUUCAUAGCCUCUCUCUCAAUUCUUACCACACACCUGGAGUUAAUUUGGCCAAUAUGACAUUUUCUUCUUCUUUACUUCUAAAGAGAAAGAAAAAAUCCUUCAUGUAAAUAAAAUCACACAUUUUAUUUUCUAAUUUUGCUCAUUUUUGUAGUGUAACAAAUUGAAAGCAUUUCAUCGAUCUUCAUAUGAGUACAUGUGACUAUUAGUGAUAGUGUAUGUUUGAAUUGGGAUCAUUAUAAUAUCUGUAUAAACUUGUAAGGAGAUAGAGAUAAAAAGAAAACCUGAAUAUUUGUGUAUGAAGCUGCAUUUAAGAGUGCAAUGAUGUUGACCAUGUGUUCUGUCUUUAUUCUCCAACACUUCAGCUUGUGCUUUUGUUUUAAAGGUCAUCAGUACCUGAAACAAACAAUAACUCACCUGACAGGGUAGCAUUUUCUUUAACACUGAAUUUAACAGAGCUGAUGAAGGACUUUGCUUCCUGAUAUUUCUGGAGCACCUGAUUAUGCAAGAUGCUUAUUUGGCUUCUAUAAGUACCUGUGAUCACUGGUGUUGUAUUAUAUACUUGAUAUCAUCCUUUUGUUUCCUUUUAAAGCUGCAGUGCAUAACUUUUGCUGUUAACAGUGCAUAACAGGCUCUGUCAAGCAAAACUAUCACCCUUAACUGACGUGACUGCAAUGACCCAGGUUGGCUAGGUUUUUGAGCAGUAGAAUUAACUUCUGAAACUUUUUGUGUACCUUUCUUUAGGAAUGUCACUUUUUCUGACCCAUCAUUUUGCUGCUUCUCUAAUACACCACACAUAUCAGAGUUUUCAUUACUUUAUCAACAAUUUAAGACAAUUGUUACUUUAUUAACAGUGCUGAAGGAAUCUGUAGGAGGAAAUAAACACUCCCUGAAAUCAAAGACCACAGGAGGAAGCGCCAACAGCUUUUAACUAUAAUGUAAUGAUAGUCAUGAGAUGGCAGCAUACAUUUCAUGCAUGUAAUGACAGUACAAAGUGAACUUUUAAUCCCACAUUCAAAAUAAUAUUCCAACCGUUUGCACUCAUCUCGCUUGACUACUAAAAUGUUGCUGUUGCCUCUGUCCGUUUUGACAAAUCACUUCCUGUAUGCAGGGCGAGAAUACGAUCUAAGCACGCUAUACUAAGAAACAUGUAGAGAGUGGGUAGCGUAUGACAGGCAUUUGUGUGUAUUUAAAAGUCACGCACUGCAGCUUUAAGAUCCAUAUCACCAUAUACAUGUAAAUACAAAGUGAGGACACUAUAUUUCCCCCUAACGUGCCAACAUUGUUAUUGGUGUAUAUAUAAGUAUGUCGACACUGUAAAGGUUAAUCCCAUAUAUUAACAAUAAUUAAAUAACUGGCGUAGGUGAAUAGAACCACCUUUUUUCUAUUUCUCUCAAUCUAAUGUUCAGUUUCUCUGCAUUUGCAUUUGUGUUGCUAAUCUAUGCAAACCUACAGUCAUGCUUCAUGUCCAUAUCAGACACUACAGCGCUGUAUCCUGUAUAGAUCUUGCCUUGGCCGUAGAGUUUUCCUUGUGUUGCCGUGUGAAACUCGUGAACUUCCUGUGCUAGUUAGACUGAAGUGGUUGACAGGCAUAAUAAUGCGACUUAAAUUAUAUCCCAAUGUUUGACUUGGAGUGGCAGCGGAUGUCAAAGUGGGAUCAUAAUCAAGUGUGUUCUUUUAUUUUUAUGAAUUUGGGCUGAAAAAGAGAGGCACUGAAUAAAACUUAUUUGUGUGAAUGUGAA